AUGUCUUCGCCCAACCCAACUACCAACGAUCUUGUGGAGCAGGGCUCCUCACAGACCGAUUUUGAUCCCAAUACCAUCUUCGAGGGAGGCACUUUGGGUUCCGACGACGACCUAUUCGGCGAUGGCGAUCUAUUUGGCGACGGCGAUCUGGACUGGAUGAAAGACGCUCUCACACAAUCUCGCAGCCAAGAGGUCGCCGCUGACUUCGUUCCCAGCUUCGGACCGGCUCCUACCUCGCCGGCACCAGCCGCGGCGCAGAACCCCCCGCCUUCCAACAUAUGUCUCAGCCUUCCGGCCACACAGCCCAGGGCUGUUGCACCGACGGUGCAGCAGAACUACCAACCCCCGGACGUCCUCUUUGGCCUUCCCGCCGUACCACCCAGCUCCGGCACCGCCGAUGUGUCCUCUACCCAGGUGGGACACGCAGUCGCGGGAGCCCCCAACAUCAUUUCACCGAGGCCACAACGCCACGUUGCUGGCCCUCGCAUCGCCGCAAUGUAUGGCCAUGGUGCGUCGUCCCGGGCAGCCGCCCCUCUGGUGCCCGAUGCAUCGUCAUUGGCCAUGAACCAAGCCUGGGGCACCCAGUUUAGCUACAUGCCCGACCUUGACAUGCCCGACCUUGCCAGCUUUGCCGUACCGACCCAGCUGGCUGGAAUGGCUAUGCCGGCAACGAAUCCCAUUCCCAGGUACAUGGCGGUUGGUCAAGGAUCCCCGAUGCGUGUCACUGGCCCUCCCGCAGCCAGAAGAAGCCAUGUCAACAACUUUAUGGCGCCAAUGGCGCCGCCGCCGCCGCCACUGCCGAGGCGACUCAGCAGCGCUUCUACAGGCCAACGUCUUCCCAUUAUAGCUGGCAAGAAGCGCAAGGACCCUUUCGUUCACAUCCAAUACAAUCCCAAUUCUCCACCAUCCGCUGGAAGGUCCUCGGCGCCCACGCAACGGGCCAAUCCCUCGCCAUCCGGGUCCUCGACGCCUAGCACCGCUGACCCUUUGCGUGAGCGCCAGAAGAAGGUGAUGAGGCAUCUUCGCAUCGCCGAACCGGCCGAUCGCCCGCUUGGUAGGAUAAAGGCAGGGAACGACCCAAGCCUGUGGUACCCGGGCCUGGGGCGAAGGCUCGCGUCAUGGGGCCCGCACGGCAAGUUCUCCUACAACGAAUUCGGCGAGCUGAACUACAACAUGCGGUUUGAUGCCAAGGAUUUUAGGGAAUACCUCGGCAAGCCGGGGCUGCAGCUGCUCGUACAGAGGACGCCGACGUAUCACAACUACCGCUACCCCGCCAAAGGGACGAGCGCCAAGUGCAGGUCCGUCAGCUGCCCCAACCGGCACGGCACCAUCGAGAAGGGCCACCUGCGCGUGGCCUUUGUCGAGUACCCGGAGCUUUCGGGCACGCUGCUGGACCCGUUCCACUGCGCGGGGUACAUGCACCUGUGGUGCCUCGAGUCCAUGGCCGAUGUCGUCGAGCUCGCGAGCGACGGCGACUUCUUCCGCUGCGACGACCGGGACCUUCCCUACGAGCCCAGCGAGCCCAUGACGCUCAGCCAAGAGCACGCGGCGCGCAAGGCGUUCUACGAGUGGGUGGGCUACGAGAGGGCGGUGAAGCGCAAGACCGAGUACGAGAUGAAGACCUUUGGCUACUGCACGCAGCCCUACAACUGGGCGUCGCGGGUCCAGCCGCACCGAAAAGGAUCGUCCCUGACCGAGGCCAUGUCCGAGGCCCUCGUCGAGAGCAAACCUCCCAGCUCCAAGGAGCUGCUGGUGCGCGGCGGCAUCAGCAUGAACUCGCACCAUGGCAACCUGAUCCUGCUCGAGGAGAUGAGGCAGGUGAAGAGGGUCACGGAUCGGGAGGAUUUCGAGACCAUCCACCUGGAGAGAGGCCGCGAAGCCGACCGCCGCAACUGGCCGAGGCGAGACAGGCAGGCGAGGUCCCAGUCGCCCCCGGCCCGCCGCCGCCCCGACGCGGCCACGUUCCGGGAGCGCAACUGCCGCACCGUGCCGCCCGCGCACGACCAGCACGACCAGCGGUUCCGCGAGCCCGUUCCGCCCCUCACCGAGACCGAGACCGCCCCCAGGAUCUGGGACCGGCGGGAGCGGGGGCUGGCGUUGAGCCACGGCCUGGUGCUCAACACAAGGAAGCGGGCGCGGGUGCAGGACGCAGCCGAGGAGUUUGCCAUCGGCGGCUGCCCUCAGAAGAAGCUAGACCUGGGCUUCCGCUUCUCUACCUAG
This is a messenger RNA of Gaeumannomyces tritici R3-111a-1, 2220 nucleotides long. RefSeq lists its product as hypothetical. The transcript has a single exon. The record is from RefSeq and is a predicted model, not a curated record. Lineage: Eukaryota; Fungi; Ascomycota; Sordariomycetes; Magnaporthales; Magnaporthaceae. Bases 1 to 2220 code for a protein of 739 amino acids.